AUGAUUUUCGCGGCGACGAUUGGAAGUGACUCAACCUUCCGUGACAGACCACCAGAAGCCUACCUCUCGCGCCGGACAGCGACCACUUCAUACAGCAUGGCGGACCUAACAAAGGAGCAGAAGCUCAAGCUCAUCACGCGAAACCUCGCCGAGGCCCUCGAUGUCGACAUCCUCGAGAAGGUCUACGAUGAGGGUCGCGAACCCAACAUUUACUGGGGCACCGCGACAACUGGUCGGCCUCACACUGGCUACUUCGUUGCUGCCCUCAAGCUGGCAGACUUUCUCCGCGCCGGCGCCAGCGUGACUGUCCUGCUUGCCGACAUCCACGGCUUCCUUGACAGUGCGUACCAAUCCGAUCUCGAGGCGUGCGACGCAGACAUACACCGAAUACUGCAGCCCAUGUUCAAUCUGAAGGCCCCCAUUGAGAUCGUGCAGUACCGUGCCGAAUACUACCGCUUCACGAUCACGUCCAUGCUCAAGGCUGUUGGCGUCGACACUUCUAAGUUGCGUUUUGUCCUCGGCAGCGAGUACCAAAAGUCCUCCGAUUCUGGCCUUCUUUACCCUCUUCUGCAGGUGUUGGACGAGCAGUACCUUGGGGCUGACUGCCAGUUUGGCGGUGUCGACCAAAGGAAGCUUUUCACGGCCGCGAAGGCUUGGCUGCCAAAGCUGGGCUACAAGGAGCGCGCACACCUGAUGAACCCCAUGGUGCCGGGUCUUCAGGGUGGCAAGAUGGUUCUCUCCUUCACCGAGUUCGUCCUUCUUCCCGCGAGCGAGCUCAAGUCCGGCAAGGCCGAGUUUGUGGUCGACCGCAGCCGCGACAACCUCGAGCCGCUGGUGUACAAUGACAUUGCCAAGAUGCACGAGGACUACAAGAACGACAUCCUGACCCCUCAGAUCCUGAAGCCGGCCGUCACCAAGGCGCUUCUUGAGUUGAUGGAGCCGAUCGUCAAGGACUUUGAGUCGUCGAAAGAGUGGCAGGAGGUCAUGCUCAAGGCGUACCCUCCGGAAGAGAAGGCCAAGAAGGUCAAGAAGGUCAAGGACAAGGGCUCUCGUCACCCUGGCGCUGGGCCCGCUGGGGCGGAGAAGGCGGAGGGAAAGAACGAGAAGCCUAUUGAGGAGCAGACUGGCAUUUCGACACUGGAAAUCGCCAACCACCCGCCGGCGCCGUAA
Messenger RNA from Verticillium dahliae VdLs.17, 1170 nucleotides. Its product is annotated as tyrosyl-tRNA synthetase. The transcript has 9 exons. NCBI's taxonomy places the organism in Eukaryota, Fungi, Ascomycota, Sordariomycetes, Glomerellales, Plectosphaerellaceae. The record is from RefSeq and is a predicted model, not a curated record. Gene Ontology annotation, biological process: tyrosyl-tRNA aminoacylation. Gene Ontology annotation, molecular function: ATP binding; tyrosine-tRNA ligase activity. The coding region runs from base 1 to 1170 and encodes 389 amino acids.